AAACAGUAAACAUUGGCUUAAAGUUGUUCUCAAGAGGCCACAGAUUUCAUCAUCAACCUUUCACCAUUCUUCAAUAGCCACAGCCAGCCAGCCAGCCAUCCAUAUACAUUCUUUCUUGAUAAGAAAUUAAGGCAAAGAGAAGAAGAAGAAAAAGGAGUAGCAGAAAUGAAUCCAAACUUGAAUGCUCUUUUCAUUGGAUUAGCUGGAGCAACCAUAACUUUAUCAGCUUAUUCACAAACUGUCGUUUCUCCAACUCAAUGCAUCGGUGUUGGCCUCUUUGUUCUCAUGUUUGGAUUGCUUGUUCGAGAAGGUCUCAUUUCUCUUUAGGGUUUUUUAUCAUCUUGUAACUUUAUGCAGCUUCAGAUGUUUUAAGUUUUCUUUGUAUUAACUCUUUCUGGGUUUGGUUUGGUCUGAUUUUAUCUAUGAAGUUCACUUUCUGAUAAAUAAUCAUGGCUGGAUCAUUACUUAA
This is a messenger RNA of Pistacia vera, 469 nucleotides long. RefSeq lists its product as uncharacterized. The transcript has a single exon. The record is from RefSeq and is a predicted model, not a curated record. NCBI's taxonomy places the organism in Eukaryota, Viridiplantae, Streptophyta, Magnoliopsida, Sapindales, Anacardiaceae. Bases 166 to 327 code for a protein of 53 amino acids.